Mya arenaria is the source of this 791-nucleotide messenger RNA. RefSeq lists its product as uncharacterized. Lineage: Eukaryota; Metazoa; Mollusca; Bivalvia; Myida; Myidae. The coding region runs from base 48 to 791 and encodes 247 amino acids. The record is from RefSeq and is a predicted model, not a curated record. The transcript has 2 exons.
UUGAGAAGCGCUUCAAGGAAAGUGUGUCCGAAAAUACCAAGAGUUUCAUGAUGAAGGCUGCAGAUCAGGUUCUCCAGGCAAAAGGUAAACCUUUAAUGCAUCGGACACUUCUAAAGAAGGGAAGCAAGAGAACUUUCAAAGAGAAAGAAAUUCGGUAUGAUUGGUUGGUUGACAAAGUAGUGGCAGACAUUUCGAAACUAGUGUUUGAUGUUGAAAAAAGCUUGGAGUCUGCGUUACGUUAUGUUGAGAUUGUGCGUAAAAUGGCGUACGAGGUCGAGGGUUAUCUUCAACAGGCGGACGAAAACUUUCAUCUAGCAUCCAAAGCCCCUGACGUAUCACAGGAGUUGAGAAAGGCUCUCCUAAAACUAUCAAAUGUUUAUGCUGUUGGCACGAUGUAUGACGAGUUUGCCGUCUAUGUACGAAGCCAGGCACUCGAAAGCGGUGGAGAACCAAUGACUGAGGAUCGAUCGUAUUACAAUGCCAUUGAAAGGGAAAUCAGGUCCUUGAUAAAAGAACACAAUUAUGUACACUCGUACACUGUAAAGAUCGUCACAAAGGAGCUACAGUCUUUCGUUCUUGUCCAACACGAGCAUGGAAAAACAAUUCAUUCUCCAUGGCCUGACCAACAAGCCAGAUCAGAUUUAAGACAAGGAACGCUUGGUGGGUUUGCUGUGGACGAAGCCAACAAGCUGUAUGCCCUGAAGUGCGCUCAUGUUGUGAACAAUCCAAACAACCCAAACUCCGUUUUUGUUCACGAAUCCGGUGCAGAUUUGCUAAUCACACAAAAAUAG